This is a messenger RNA of Apodemus sylvaticus (European woodmouse), 4051 nucleotides long. It is a transcript of the gene Adam17, whose product is annotated as ADAM metallopeptidase domain 17. Gene Ontology annotation, cellular component: plasma membrane. Gene Ontology annotation, biological process: Notch signaling pathway; membrane protein ectodomain proteolysis. The record is from RefSeq and is a predicted model, not a curated record. Gene Ontology annotation, molecular function: metalloendopeptidase activity. The coding region runs from base 210 to 2693 and encodes 827 amino acids. The transcript has 19 exons. NCBI's taxonomy places the organism in Eukaryota, Metazoa, Chordata, Mammalia, Rodentia, Muridae.
GGCCGGAAGCGAGUUGAGCGGCUCUCAGCGAGCGCCGCCUGUACUUCCGGGGACUUGAGCCUAGCUCUUGAGUCUUUCCUGUAGGAGGCGCGGGAGGGAAAACUUUGCAGAGCAGUGCUGGGAAGGAAGAUCACCUCCGCUUCCCAAUGUGAGCAGUUUCCCGAACGCUCUUUAGGAGAAGGUUGCCCAGAGAGGUGGUGGACGGGAACAUGAGGCAGCGUCUCCUCUUCCUGACCACUUUGGUGCCUUUCGUCCUGGCACCCCGACCUCCGGAGGAACCAGGCUCUGGCUCCCACCUGCGACUUGAGAAGCUUGAUUCUUUGCUCUCAGACUACGAUAUCCUCUCUUUAUCUAAUAUCCAGCAGCACUCCAUAAGGAAAAGGGAUCUACAGUCUUCAACACACUUAGAAACACUAUUGACUUUUUCAGCUUUGAAAAGGCAUUUUAAAUUAUACUUGACUUCAAGUACCGAACGCUUUUCACAAAACUUGAGAGUCGUGGUGGUAGAUGGGAAGGAAGAAAGUGAGUACAGUGUGAAGUGGCAGGACUUCUUCAGCGGACACGUGGUUGGUGAGCCUGACUCUAGGGUUCUAGCCCACAUAGGAGAUGAUGAUGUUACAGUAAGAAUCAACACAGAUGGGACAGAAUAUAACAUAGAGCCCCUUUGGAGGUUUGUCAAUGAUACUAAAGAUAAAAGAAUGCUGGUGUAUAAGUCUGAAGAUAUCAAGGAUUUUUCACGUUUGCAGUCUCCAAAAGUAUGUGGUUAUUUGAAUGCAGAUAGUGAAGAGUUGCUUCCAAAAGGGCUCAUAGACAGAGAGCCAUCUGAAGAGUUUGUUCAUCGAGUGAAGAGACGAGCUGAACCUAACCCCUUGAAGAAUACUUGUAAAUUACUGGUGGUAGCAGAUCAUCGAUUUUAUAAAUACAUGGGCCGCGGAGAAGAGAGCACCACUACAAAUUACUUAAUAGAGCUAAUUGACCGAGUUGAUGACAUAUACCGGAACACCUCGUGGGAUAAUGCAGGAUUUAAAGGUUAUGGAAUACAGAUAGAACAGAUUCGAAUUCUCAAGUCUCCACAAGAGGUAAAACCUGGUGAAAGACACUUCAAUAUGGCAAAAAGUUUCCCAAAUGAAGAGAAGGAUGCUUGGGAUGUGAAGAUGUUGCUAGAGCAAUUUAGCUUUGAUAUAGCUGAAGAAGCAUCUAAAGUCUGCCUGGCUCAUCUUUUCACGUACCAAGAUUUUGAUAUGGGAACUCUUGGAUUAGCUUACGUUGGUUCUCCCAGAGCAAACAGUCAUGGAGGGGUUUGUCCAAAAGCAUAUUAUAACCCAACUGUGAAGAAAAACAUCUAUUUAAAUAGUGGUCUGACCAGUACAAAAAAUUAUGGUAAAACCAUUCUCACAAAGGAAGCUGACCUGGUUACAACUCAUGAAUUGGGACACAAUUUUGGAGCAGAACAUGAUCCUGAUGGGCUAGCAGAAUGUGCCCCAAACGAGGACCAAGGAGGAAAGUAUGUUAUGUAUCCCAUAGCUGUGAGCGGUGACCAUGAGAAUAAUAAGAUGUUUUCAAACUGCAGUAAACAGUCCAUCUAUAAGACCAUAGAAAGUAAGGCUCAAGAGUGCUUCCAGGAGCGCAGCAACAAGGUGUGUGGCAACUCCAGGGUGGACGAAGGGGAGGAGUGUGACCCAGGCAUCAUGUACCUGAAUAAUGACACCUGCUGCAACAGUGACUGCACGCUGAAGCCGGGUGUGCAGUGCAGUGAUAGGAACAGUCCUUGCUGUAAAAAUUGUCAGUUUGAGACGGCCCAGAAGAAGUGCCAGGAGGCUAUUAAUGCUACUUGCAAAGGAGUGUCUUACUGCACAGGGAAUAGCAGCGAGUGCCCCCCACCAGGAGAUGCCGAAGAUGACACUGUGUGCUUGGACCUUGGCAAGUGCAAGGCUGGGAAAUGCAUCCCCUUCUGCAAGAGGGAGCAGGAGCUGGAGUCCUGCGCAUGCGCUGACACUGACAACUCGUGCAAGGUGUGCUGCAGGAACCUUUCUGGCCCGUGUGUGCCUUACGUCGAUGCAGAGCAAAAGAACUUAUUUUUGAGGAAAGGGAAGCCGUGCACAGUAGGGUUCUGUGACAUGAAUGGCAAAUGUGAGAAACGAGUACAGGAUGUAAUCGAGCGAUUUUGGGAUUUCAUUGACCAGCUGAGCAUCAACACUUUUGGGAAGUUUCUGGCAGAUAACAUCGUUGGGUCUGUUCUGGUUUUCUCCUUGAUAUUUUGGAUUCCUUUCAGCAUUCUUGUCCACUGUGUGGAUAAGAAAUUGGACAAGCAGUAUGAAUCCCUGUCUCUGUUUCAUCACAGUAACAUUGAGAUGUUGAGCAGCAUGGAUUCAGCAUCUGUUCGCAUCAUCAAGCCCUUUCCUGCACCCCAGACUCCAGGUCGUCUGCAGGCCCUGCAGCCGGCUGCCAUGAUGCCACCAGUAUCUGCAGCUCCAAAACUGGACCACCAGAGGAUGGACACCAUCCAGGAAGACCCCAGCACAGACUCACAUGUGGAUGAUGACGGCUUUGAGAAGGACCCCUUCCCCAACAGCAGUACAGCUGCCAAGUCCUUUGAGGAUCUCACAGACCACCCAGUCACUAGGAGUGAAAAGGCCGCCUCGUUCAAGCUGCAGCGGCAGAGCCGAGUUGACAGCAAAGAGACAGAGUGCUAGUGGGAGCCUUGGCCUGCUCCAGGACAUAGACCUGCAGACGGUCCACAGAGCUGACCUGAAUCAAAACAGACUGUAAUCUGAGAAACAGGGAAGCCACUUAGCAGAUGCUGGCCAUGUAUGUGAUCUAUGACCUUCACACGAUAUCCUUUGUAUGUAGGCCCUUUGAAGAGAUGAGGUAAAUCUGGCUUAUUUAAGGCUUUCAGGUUUUGGGCUUUCUUUUAUAAUCUAAAGUCUCCUUUGACCUGUGGUGCAAAAGCAGAAAAUAAGGCUGGAUCAAGUUCCUGGUGACAGCGCUGAUUAAGUCUUCAGUCUGUUUUUCUGUAUACUGUAAGGGUCCUCUGACUGCAGUGAAGCACUUAGCAGUGAGGAUAACUGGAACAUAGACAUACUUUUUUUUUUUUUGGCCUUCAAGUAAAAGAGGAGCAAGAGAAACCUGCUUGUACGUUGUCUCCACAUGUGGUCUCUGUCAGCACUGAACUCUUUAUAGAUGGAGAGACCUGUCUACACUUAAGACCAUUCGCAUUAAGAGCAGUCCUUUCCAAGAUGAAGACUCUAGCUUCUGGAACAGUCUAUAGACAGCCACAUGAACUUCAAGAUGUCUAUUAGCUGUUCAGCCACAGGUUCACUGGGCAGUUUCUUCAUUUUAUAAAAGUGUCUUCACAUAUCUCUAACAUUGUUUGCCUUAAAAAAAAAUCAAUAUUGGGCUGGAGAGCACUUGGUCUCAUUCCCAGCACCACCCACAUGGUGGUUCUUAACUGUCUAUAACUCCAAUCCCAGGGGAGAUGACAUCUUCUGACCUCCAGGACAUGAGGCAUGCAUUGGUGCACAGACAAACAUGCAGGCAAAACAUUCACACACAUAACAUUUUUAAAAAGCCAAGUGCUAGGAAGUAGCAGCAUGCACAAAGCCUACAGUGCUUCGCAGGCUGAGGUGGGUGUGAGCAGGCGCUAGUCCCAGAACCACUCUGGCCAGGCCAGGAAGAGGGCGUGGGUGUGAGGAGGUGGUGCUGCCACCUGGGGCCCGCCCUGGAAGAACUGAUCUUCAGUCUCAGCAAGUAGACACUCACAUGAUCUUUGGCUUUGGUGUUUCAGGACCCUGGAUGUCUGUACUUACUGUGUGAGGAAUAAAUGCCAUUAGCCCGAAUGCUGAUUUCUAUAAAUUCUAGUUAUAAAAGCUUUUUUUUUGCCAGGCGGUGGUGGCACACGCCUUUAAUCCCAGCACUUGGGAGGCAGAGGCAGGCAGAUUUCUGAGUUCGAGGGCAGCCUGGUCUACAGAGUGAGUUCCAGGACAGCCAGGGCUACACAGAGAAACCCUGUCUUGAAAAAACAAAAACCAAAAAAAAAAAAGCUUUUUUUUUU